CGUCCCUCUCCUUCUGUCUUGAAAAGACAACUCAGUCUCUCUCGUCUCCCUCCCCUUUUUAUUCGCUUAAUAUUACAUUUCUCCUUGAUCGCAUUUUCAACCUUUUUGAGAGUUUAUUUUCCCAUCAUGUUCUGGAAAGAAGCCGGCCGGGGUCUGCGUCAUGCCGUCCCCAAGUCCGUCUCCGGCAAGGGUAUCUGUCGCAUUGACUCCCAGAGAUUCCUUAGUCUUUCUCCACAAAAACCUCAGAUUGUGAAUUCCACGACAUCGCCAUUGACGCUCACGAGGUCGAACGUGGUCGCACGGGGGAGGGGGCAGUGGCAAAGGCUGGAGUCGGCUCGUCGGAGUUUCUCCGCCACGGCCGGAGUACAGCACGGCCAUAUCACCCCGCCCAAGGCCGGGGAGGAAAUCAAUGUUACCUUUGUUGACAAGGACAACGAGAAGUACGAGUUCCAAGUCGCCGAGGGGGACAAUCUGUUGGAUAUCGCGCAGGCCAACGACCUGGAGAUGGAAGGAGCGUGCGGUGGCUCAUGCGCCUGUUCGACGUGCCAUGUUAUCGUGGAAGACCCGGACAUGUUUGACAAGAUGGAGGAGCCCUCCGAUGACGAGAACGACAUGCUGGAUCUGGCAUUCGGUUUGACGGAGACGUCCCGCCUUGGAUGCCAGGUGGUGAUGAACAAGGAUCUGGACGGCUUAGUGGUCCGACUGCCUUCCAUGACGAGGAAUAUGCAAGCAAGCGACUUUGCGCCGAAGACUUAGAGAACGCAGCAUGACCACGACUAAAAAAAGAUCCCGAUCUUUGGGAGCACACUUUGCAGCGCCCCGCAGGUUUGUAGCGGGGGAGAGAACUGUAUGAUAUGAGGGUACACUGGGGAACCAUUAGGCCGCUGAGUAUAAUACUGGUAUUUCCGAUCUCCAUUCCUAUCGAUCUGAGACCACCACCUGUAAAUA
Messenger RNA from Aspergillus candidus, 948 nucleotides. RefSeq names its product ferredoxin family 2Fe-2S iron-sulfur cluster binding protein. Gene Ontology annotation, cellular component: mitochondrion. Gene Ontology annotation, molecular function: 2 iron, 2 sulfur cluster binding. NCBI's taxonomy places the organism in Eukaryota, Fungi, Ascomycota, Eurotiomycetes, Eurotiales, Aspergillaceae. The transcript has 3 exons. Bases 127 to 756 code for a protein of 209 amino acids. The record is from RefSeq and is a predicted model, not a curated record. Gene Ontology annotation, biological process: positive regulation of oxidoreductase activity; P450-containing electron transport chain.